Synchytrium microbalum is the source of this 1413-nucleotide messenger RNA. RefSeq lists its product as uncharacterized. The record is from RefSeq and is a predicted model, not a curated record. Lineage: Eukaryota; Fungi; Chytridiomycota; Chytridiomycetes; Synchytriales; Synchytriaceae. Gene Ontology annotation, cellular component: fungal-type vacuole membrane. Gene Ontology annotation, molecular function: transmembrane transporter activity. Bases 1 to 1413 code for a protein of 470 amino acids. Gene Ontology annotation, biological process: transmembrane transport. The transcript is spliced from 7 exons.
AUGCAAGAGAACGAGACAAUACCCAUUGAAGAGUCGACAGGCACACCUACAGCGAGUGAUCAGAAUCUGUUGGCGUCUCCUGCAGGAAACGACAAUUUGGUGGGCAAUCGAAGCUCUUUUGACGGACAGCCUAAAUCCAAACUAGUUGAAGCAACAUACGAGCAGAUCGAGCUUACUGAGGAUGAUCAGAUACCAAAGUUUGCGCAUCUAGAGUAUCCGGAAGGAGGGUACGGCUGGGUGGUCGUCUUUGCAUCAUUCAUAACGCAGUUCUUUUGCAUCGGAUUGCAAUACUGUGAGGGACUAUUCCAGAGAGAGUACUAUGCUCAAGGUCUAGGAACGAAUUUUCAACUCGCCUUCAUUGGAGGACUUGCAAAUGCUCUGGCGCUGGGAUUGGGAGUCUUUACUGGUGCAUUAGCUCAGAGAGUAGGAUUCAGACCGGUCAUAUUUGCUGGUGCAAUUCUGUCUGGUGCUGGAUUUUUCUUGGCGGGAUUCGCUACGUCGACGUGGCAGCUGUUUCUCACUCAAGGUGUAAUAACGGGUCUUGGCUGGUCAUGUGCAUUCACUCCCGUGGCUACUGUUGUGUCUCAAUGGUUCUCGAGGCUCAGAGGGACUGCAACUGGUUUAGCUGUUGCUGGCGGUGGACUUGGUGGGUUUCUGAACGCCAUCAUAAUCCAAAAGCUCAUAGAGACACAGGGUGUGCCAUGGACAUUACGAAUUCUAGGAAUCGCACAAUUCGUCUCGCUUUCGUUAGCGGCCUUCUUGGUCAAGACUCGUGUUCCGCCCACCAAAAAGAUUAAUAUUGAAUUGGAUUUGUUUAAGAAUCUCAAGUUUGUUUUUUUGUUUAUGUCUGGUUUGCUAGUUACUUUUGGCUGGAUGACACCGGCCAUUUAUAUACCGCAAUAUGCCACGCAGAUCGGAUUAGAUGCUGGGCAAGGAGCUUUGGUGAUUGCGAUUUACAAUAUAUCGAGUUUCUUUGGGCGUAUAAUACAGGGCGUUCUGGCAGAUCAACUCGUCGGAAGAGUCAAUUCUCUCGUAAUAGCGGGAGCCAUUUCCUCACUGUCUAUUCUCUUUAUAUGGCCCUUUGCAUACAAUUUUGGAACGCUUAGCGUGUUUAUGGCCGUAAACGGAUUCGCCGCAGGUGGAUACAUUGCUUUACUACCAGUUGUUGCUGCUCAGAUGUUUGGUGCAGAGAAACUUGCUGCUACAGCUGGAAUGCUGUACUCGUCGUUCGCACCUGGAUUCUUGACUGGUACUUCUAUAAGUGGACUCAUACUGGAUCACGGACGAGGAGCUAAUGGAGAUACGGACUACAAACCAGGAAUAAUAUAUGCUGGUGUUGUCAUUGCUGCUGCUACUCUAUGUGCUCUGAUUGCACGAUUACUGGCACAACCAAAGAUAUUUGCUAAAUUCUGA